This is a messenger RNA of Staurois parvus, 1686 nucleotides long. The record is from the annotation of a GenBank genome assembly. NCBI's taxonomy places the organism in Eukaryota, Metazoa, Chordata, Amphibia, Anura, Ranidae.
AUGUCUGGAAUAUAUUUGUGCAUUCUUGUACUGGAGAUGUCCUCUAUAAUAAAAUGUUUAAUGCAUUUCUCAGGUUUUCCGGUCCCUUGGCUGGGGAACGUCAUGGCGUCACGGCACAGCGUCGGUGACUCCACCCCCUUCUUGGCCCAGGCGGACGACACAGAGGAUGAGCGGCCCAGGGGCCCAGAGAGUCAGGUGGUGGAUGAUGAAGAGGAAGAUGAGGAGAGGGGAGAUGGAGACGUGCACAUACUGACGGGAAUCUCCUACAGGCACUCUUUCGCUAUAGUCAUGAUUCUUUUCUACGUCAACCUCCUCAACUACAUGGACCGCUUCACGGUGGCCGGAGUGCUUCCUAAUAUUGAGGCCGCCUUUGAGAUCCAAGACAGCCAAUCCGGAUUGGUACAGACAGUAUUUAUUGUCAGUUAUAUGGUGCUGGCGCCUGUAUUUGGUUAUCUUGGUGACCGCCACAACAGGAAAUACAUAAUGUGUUUUGGGAUUUCCUUUUGGUCUAUUGUCACCCUCUGCAGCUCCUUCAUACCCAAAGAGUAUUACCCCUUGUUCCUUUUCACACGAGGCCUGGUUGGAGUUGGAGAAGCCAGUUAUUCCACUAUCGCCCCCACCAUCAUCGCCGACCUCUUCGUGGCCGACCAGCGCAGCCGAAUGCUCUCCUUUUUCUACUUCGCCAUCCCCGUUGGCUGUGGCCUCGGCUACAUUGCAGGAUCCCAGGUGACCAAAACAGCAGGUGGAGACUGGCACUGGGCGCUACGGGUCACCCCAGGACUGGGCCUUAUCGCUGUUCUGCUGCUGAUCUUUUUUGUGAAGGAGCCUCCUAGGGGUGCCGUGGAAAGGAAAUCUGAAAGAUCCCUCACCCACACUUCAUGGGGGUCUGAUGUCAAGGAGCUGCUGAAAAACCGUAGCUUUGUGCUGUCCACGCUCGGAUUCACCACCGUGGCGUUUGUCACUGGUGCCCUUGCUCUCUGGGCCCCCACCUACCUGAUGCGGGCUCGGGCUGUACUGUACGAGGAUCAGCAGUGUGACCAACCUAUAUGUAACUAUAAAGACAGCUUUCUCUUUGGGGGCAUCACAGUGGUGACCGGGCUGUUGGGUGUCGCAUCCGGAGUGGAAAUUAGUAAACGCUAUCGUAAAAUAAACCCUCGCGGCGACCCUAUAGUCUGUGCCUGCGGGCUUCUUGGCUCCGCCCCUUUCCUGUUCCUCUCCCUGGUCUUUGCAGAAUCAAGCCUUGUGGCCACCUAUAUAUUUAUAUUCAUUGGAGAAACUCUUCUGUCCCUGAACUGGGCCAUCGUCGCUGAUAUCUUACUGUAUGUAGUGAUCCCCACCAGGCGUUCCACAGCCGAGGCCUUGCAGAUCAUGGUAUCCCACUUACUAGGUGAUGCCGGGAGCCCCUACCUCAUUGGGGUGAUAUCCGAUGCGGUACAACGUGGUAAGCCAGACUCCUUCCUCCUGAAGUUCCGCAGCCUGGAGUAUGCGCUCAUGCUGUGCUCAUUCGUAGGGGCAAUUGGUGGAGCUUUCUUCCUGGCCACUGCGCUUUUCAUCGAGAAGGACCGAAAGCGGGCGGAGUUGCUUUCUCAAGGCCUCGUAACAGAUGCAGACAGUCCUGAAGACAGAAUUGUGGUCCCAAAACGAGGGCGCUCCACCAAGGUGCCGGUGUCCAGUGUUCUCAUAUAA